Messenger RNA from Musca vetustissima, 1557 nucleotides. Its product is annotated as sodium-coupled monocarboxylate transporter 1-like. Gene Ontology annotation, cellular component: membrane. Gene Ontology annotation, molecular function: symporter activity. The record is from RefSeq and is a predicted model, not a curated record. Lineage: Eukaryota; Metazoa; Arthropoda; Insecta; Diptera; Muscidae. The annotation marks the transcript as partial. Gene Ontology annotation, biological process: transmembrane transport; sodium ion transport. The transcript has 9 exons.
UGGUUAUUUGUUCUUUUCAGUUUCGUUUCGGGCAUAUCCCUAUUGGGUACAUCCACCGAAAUCUAUGUCUAUGGUACACAAUAUGCCUUCAUUCUUAUUACACUGGCAUUGUCGGGUGUCAUAUCAUGGUAUGUCUUCUUGCCAGUAUUUUGUAAUCUUCAAUUGACAUCCACCUAUGAGUACUUCGAUAAACGAUUUAGUCGUCGUAUGCGUCUAUUUGGUGCUGUACUAUUCAAUAUUAAAACUCUUUUAUGGCUACCAAUUGCUGUCUAUGUUCCGGCCUUAACAUUGAGUCAAGUUAGUGGCAUUGAAUUACACACAAUUGUACCGAUUGUUAUUGUCAUCUGUACCUUUUAUACCACCGUGGGUGGCAUACGUGGUGUCGUCUGGACCGAUGUCAUUCAGAGUUUUGUUAUGUUUGGUUCCAUGUUUGUUUUGAUCAUUAAAGGCACCAUCGAUAUUGGCGGACUCGGAGUACUGUGGCAAAGGAAUAUGGAAGGAGGACGAUUAAAUUUCCCAGAAUUAACAUUGGACCCAACCGUUCGCAUGGGUAUACUACCAGUUUUUAUUGGUGGCACAUUCUUUAAGCUGCAGAAUACCUCGAUUAAUCAGCCAACCAUACAACGCUUUAUGUCCCUACCGAAUCUAAAGAAAAUCAAGCAAACUUUGUGGACCUUUUCCAUUGGUCUGACUUUACUGUAUAGCCUUUGUAUUUAUGUGGGCCUGUUGGCCUUUGCCACAUUUCAUGAUUGUGAUCCGAUUUCGACAGGGCUAUGCCAUUCCCGUGAUCAAUUGGUCCCCGUAUUAGUAAUGAAUGUCUUGGGUAAAUUUCCUGGUAUGCCGGGUGUCUUUGUUUCGGGAGUCUUUAGUGCUGCGUUGAGUUCACUGUCAACCUAUUUGAAUUCCUUGGCUGCUGUGGUUUUGGAAGAUUUUAUUAAACCAUUUUCUAAGAAGCCGAUAAGUGAAAGGACAACGGGAUUGAUUAUGCGUACCGUGGUUGUGGUUUGUGGCCUUAGCUCGAUUGGUUUGGUGUAUGUGGUCGAAAAAUUGGGUAUGGUAUUGCAGUUAUCCGCAACACUGCAAUCUAUUGUCUACGGGCCGAUGUUGGGUAUAUUUACCGUGGGUAUGCUGAUGCCAUGGUUAAAUGAGAAGAGUGUCCUGGCUGGCAGCAUUUUCUCCUUCCUAAGCAUGGCCUGGAUAUGUGUUAAUGCCCAAAUUGCCAAUGUCACAGGAUCUUUUCGCCAUCCCAAGUUACCAGUUUCCGUUGAGGGUUGCAGUUAUGAUUUUGAUAUGACCAAAUAUUUGAAUUCCACAGCGGAAUAUUUACCAUCCCAUGGCACUAAUAUUUAUCACAUUUCCUUUUUGUGGUACACCGGCUUGGGCGCCUGUUUAGUUAUGGUGGCCUCAAAUGUCGCCUGUUUGUUCUUUGGCUUGAAUGACGUUUCGAAGUUGGAUCACAGACUUGUAUCGCCAUUUAUUGUUAAAUAUCUGCCAAAGAAAUAUGCCUACGCUGAAGUGAAAUUGGAAAAAGAUUUGCCAUUUAAAAAUAUCAAGUGA